AUGCGUUCCAAAAGCAGUGACAAGGAGGGCUCAGCCCCAAAGCAAUUUCCAAGGCCUGGAAAAGACGACAGUUUCCAAGGGCCUGAGGACAAGAAGCAGAGACAGCAAGACAAAGACGCCACCAGGGAGUCGGAUGCAAUCCUUCCAUAUCCUAAGUCACACAGUGGUAACGGCCACCAAGGAGAAGACCUCUCCAGAGAUGACCUCUUAUUUCUUCUCAGCAUUCUGGAGGGGGAACUGCAGGCUCGAGAUGAAGUCAUAGGCAUUUUAAAGGCUGAAAAAAUGGACUUGGCUUUGCUGGAAGCUCAGUAUGGGUUUGUCACUCCAAAAAAGGUGCUAGAAGCUCUCCAGCGAGAUGCUUUUCAAGCAAAAUCUGCCCCUUGGCAGGAGGACAUCUAUGAGAAACCAAUGAAUGAGUUGGACAAAGUCGUGGAAAAACAUAAAGAAUCACAUAGACGAAUCCUGGAACAGCUUUUAAUGGUAGAAAAAUCUCACAGGCAAACCAUACUAGAACUGGAGGAAGAAAAGAGAAAACACAAAGAAUACAUGGAGAAGAGUGAUGAAUUCAUAAGCUUGCUAGAACAGGAAUGUGAAAGAUUAAAAAGGCUGAUUGACCAAGAAACUGAGUCCCAGGAGAAGAAGGAGCAAGAAAAAGAGAAGAGGGUCACCGCCCUGAAAGAGGAGCUGACCAAACUGAAAUCUUUUGCUUUGAUGGUGGUGGACGAACAACAAAGGCUGACGGCACAGCUUGCCCUUCAAAGACAGAAAAUCCAGGACCUAACCACAAGGGCAAAGGAAACACAUGCUAAACUAGCCCUUGCUGAAGCCAGAGCUCAGGAAGAGGAACAGAAGGCAACCAGACUAGAAAACGAACUGCAAACGCAGACCACAAAAUUUCACCAGAACCAAGAAACAAUCAUGGCAAAGCUCACCAAUGAGGACAGCCAAAAUCGCCAGCUUCGACAAAAGCUGGCAGCACUCAGCCGGCAAAUUGAUGAGUUAGAAGAGACAAACAGGUCUUUACGAAAAGCAGAAGAAGAGCUGCAAGAUAUUAAAGAAAAAAUUAACAAGGGAGAAUAUGGAAACUCUAGUAUCAUGACUGAGGUAGAGGAGCUCAGGAAACGUGUGCUAGAAAUGGAAGGGAAGGAUGAAGAGCUCAUAAAAAUGGAGGAGCAGUGCAGAGAUCUCAAUAAGAGGCUAGAAAAGGAAACAUCACAGAGUAAAGACUUUAAACUUGAGGUUGAAAAACUCAAUAAAAGGAUUAUGGCUCUGGAAAAAUUAGAAGAUGCUUUCAGCAAAAGCAAACAAGAAUGCUACUCGCUGAAAUGCAAUUUAGAAAAAGAAAGGAUGACCACAAAGCAACUGUCUCAGGAACUAGAGAGUUUAAAGAUAAGGAUCAAAGAGCUAGAAACCAUUGAAAGUCGUCUGGAAAAGACAGAAUUCACCUUAAAAGAGGAUUUAACUAAACUGAAAACAUUAACUGUGAUGCUAGUAGAUGAACGGAAAACAAUGAGUGAAAAAUUAAAGCAAACUGAAGAUAAGUUACAAGCUGCUGCUUCUCAGCUUCAAGUGGAGCAAAAUAAAGUGACAGCAGUUACGGAGAAGUUGAUUGAGGAAACUAAAAGGGCACUGAAGUCCAAAACUGAUGUGGAAGAAAAAAUGUACAGUGUAACCAAAGAGAGAGACGAUCUAAAAAGCAAACUGAAAGCAGAGGAAGAGAAAGGAAAUGAUCUCCUGUCCAAGGUUAAUGUGUUGAAAAAUAGGCUUCAAUCCUUGGAAGCAAUUGAGAAAGAUUUCCUAAAAAACAAAUUAAAUCAGGAUUCUGGUAAAUCCACAACAGCAUUACACCAAGAGAACAAUAAGAUUAAAGAGCUUUCUCAAGAAGUGGAGAGACUGAAACUGAAGUUAAAGGAUAUGAAAGCCAUCGAGGAUGACCUCAUGAAAACUGAAGAUGAGUAUGAGACGCUGGAACGAAGGUAUGCUAAUGAACGCGACAAAGCUCAGUUUUUAUCUGAAGAGCUGGAGCAUGUUAAAAUGGAACUUGCCAAGUACAAGUUGGCAGAAAAGACAGAGUCCAGCCACGAACAAUGGCUUUUCAAAAGGCUUCAAGAAGAAGAAGCUAAGUCAGGUCACCUCUCAAGAGAAGUGGAUGCACUGAAAGAGAAAAUUCACGAAUACAUGGCAACUGAGGACCUGAUAUGUCACCUCCAGGGAGAUCAUUCGGUUCUGCAAAAGAAACUCAGUCAACAAGAGAACAGGAACAGAGAUUUAGGAAGAGAGAUUGAAAACCUCACUAAAGAGUUAGAGCGGUACCGUCACUUCAGUAAGAGCCUCCGGCCCAAUCUCAAUGGAAGAAGAAUCUCUGACCCUCAAGUGUUUUCUAAAGAAGUUCAAACAGAAACAGCAGACAAUGAGCCACCUGAUUAUAAGAGUCUCAUUCCUCUGGAACGAGCAGUCAUCAAUGGUCAGUUAUAUGAGGAGAGUGAGGACCAGGACGAGGACCCUAAUGAUGAGGAGUCUGUGCUUUCCUUCAAAUGCAACUCAUCUACUCCCUGUCCUGUUAACAGGAAGCUCUGGAUUCCUUGGAUGAAGUCCAAGGAGGGCCAUCCUCAGAAUGGCAAAAUACAGACUAAACCCAAUGGCAACUUCAUGCAACCUGGAGAUUUAGUGCUAAGCCACAUACCUGGGCAACCACUUCAUAUAAAGGUUACUCCAGACCAUGUCCAAAACACAGCCACUCUUGAAAUCACAAGUCCAACCACAGAGAGUCCUCACUCUUACACAAGCACUGCAGUGAUACCAAACUGUGGCACCCCAAAGCAAAGGAUCACCAUCCUCCAAAAUGCCUCCAUAACACCAGUGAAAUCAAAAACCUCUGCUGAAGGCCUGAUGAAUUUAGAGCAAGGCAUGUCCCCAAUUACCAUGGCAACCUUUGCCAGGGCACAGACCCCAGAGUCCUGUGGUUCCAUAACUCCAGAAAGGACAAUGUCACCUAUUCAGGUUUUGGCUGUUACUGGUUCAGCUAGCUCCCCUGAGCAGGGACGCUCUCCCGAGCCGAUAGAAAUCAGUGCCAAGCACGCAAUUUUCAGAGUCUCCCCUGACCGGCAAUCAUCAUGGCAGUUUCAACGUUCAAACAGUAACAGUUCAAGUGUGAUAACUACUGAGGAUAAUAAAAUCCACAUUCACUUAGGAAGUCCUUACAUGCAAGCUAUAGCCAGCCCCGUGAGACCUGCCAGCCCUUCAGCACCACUGCAGGAUAACAGAACUCAAGGCUUAACUAACGGGGCACUAAACAAAACAGCCAAUAAAGUCACCAGCAGUAUUACUAUCACACCAACAGCCACACCUCUUCCUCGACAAUCACAAAUUACAAUCAAGGAGGUAUGCAAGCAGAGAAUUCCAACACGGAUCCCUAAACCAAAAUCUACAGGCAUCACUAAGCCUUCCCCUAAAGCUCCUCCAGGGCCUACAGAUAAGACUGGCUGUGGGAAGCUACACAUCAUAAGGACUGUCACCUCUAACACUUUCCUCCACUUGGGAGGGAAAAGGUAAGUCAUGCCAAUGCAGGGCCUGGAUACAUUCACUGACAGAAAUAUCUCGGAACCUGGAGUUUUAAGCAUGGAAGGACAAAGAUAAAGGGCCACCUCUCCAGGAAAUGGCGACGCAGCAGACAGACAGAUGGUUCGUUCACAGGCUGCUGGGCCUGGUGAAUGCCAUCCUGA
Messenger RNA from Budorcas taxicolor (takin), 3722 nucleotides. It is a transcript of the gene FILIP1L, whose product is annotated as filamin A interacting protein 1 like. Bases 1 to 3552 code for a protein of 1183 amino acids. The transcript has 5 exons. NCBI's taxonomy places the organism in Eukaryota, Metazoa, Chordata, Mammalia, Artiodactyla, Bovidae. The record is from RefSeq and is a predicted model, not a curated record.